AUGGCGGCCGUGGCGGCGCGGCGGCGGACGGGCGGCGGGGAGCGGCGGCGGCAGGGCAGCGCACGGAGGAACGCGAGUCCGCGGGAUGCGCGCGGCGGGCGGCUGUGGGCCGCGUGCUUCGUCUCCGCCGCUCUCGUCGCGGCCGCCGGCGCCUUCCUGGCGUGGAGCUCCUGGAGCACUGAGGACGGCGUCGCCGAGGUGUUGGCCGGGCGAGGGGAGACGCUGCUCGACAAGUUCGUGGAGGUGCCGUGCUCCGGGGACUACGACGGCUACCGGAGGUUUGAAGGGUGCACUCCCAGGAGGUGUGGAAGAGGUGUGAGUGAUGCUGUGAUCACCAGGGAGGAAGCGGAAAGAAUCCGUAGAAUAGCAGAGAGGGGACUGUCCUUGGGAGGAUCAGAUGGAGGGGCAUCAAUUUUGGACUUGCACUCUGGAGCUCUUUCACUAGGGAAGCAAUUUGUUAAUCUGUACAGGUAA
Molecule: messenger RNA, 474 nt
Organism: Lagopus leucura (white-tailed ptarmigan)
Lineage: Eukaryota; Metazoa; Chordata; Aves; Galliformes; Phasianidae
Gene: OGFOD3
Product: 2-oxoglutarate and iron dependent oxygenase domain containing 3
Exons: 5
Coding region: 1-474 (157 amino acids)
Cellular component (GO): membrane
Source: RefSeq, a predicted model, not a curated record